AUGCCCGACUCUGGUCAUGCACCCGCUCCCGCACGGCGACGGUCGUCUUUUGCGUAUGACCCUGCUCGAGAUACUUUCAAAGCGCUGCCAGAUACUAUAGCCGAACAAGCCAUUGCUGAAGAUGCCGAGGAAGAUGCAAAUACUACGGCCCCGCCAACGUCCAGUCCAGGAGCAGAGGGUGCGGCGGACCCGUCACGAAAGCGAAAGCGAUCCGAGUCCCCUGACGGAGAAGUGAAGCCUACAUCUGAACCGAAGAGACAGGAAACCGAGGAGACACAUCCAGUGAAGAAAACACGCGCGUCCACUUCGCCCGCGGGACGAGAUAAAGCCUCGCCUAAACCCGCUACGAAUGGAAGUCACACCGAGAAACCCAAGCCCAGGACACCCGCAGACCUGCCCCGAAUCCCACGCAAGCCGAGAGAAGAAGGCGAAAUUUCUGCAUCACGUCGGGUUUCCGACGCGUAUAGUCGACGACCGGAUACCGAUGACCGACGUGCAAGAGAGCGGAGGGACAACUUCUCUAACCGGCGAUCGCGUUCCCCUCCUCGACGACGCUCCCCCUUGGAUGCCUACCGUCGCCGAUCUCCUCCACGAGAGCGUCGCAAAUCCCCCUCCCCUAUUCGCGACUCUCCCCCGCGAGAUCUCAUUCGUCCUGGCGGUGCUCGCGGCCGUGGCCGGAAUGUGCUAGCCGAACAGCAGCGCCUUGCUGCCGAACGGGAGCAGAAGCAGGCUGGGCUACACGCUCAAGUCAAUCGUGGUGUUCAAGAAGUCUCAAAUCAAUUCUACAACGCACGGCCAGAGUGGGUGAAGGAAAAGGGACGAGACUGGCGCCGGAAUGAAUCUCAAAUCAAAGGACUACGCACUUUCAACAACUGGAUCAAGUCCUGCCUCAUCCACAAAUUUAGUCCGGAAGAGAAGACCGAAGAGGAAGAAUUGGGCUGGGGCGAGGAGGCGAAAGAGCCUGCAGCACAGAAACCACUCCUUGUGCUCGACAUUGGAUGCGGAAAAGGAGGUGAUCUGGGGAAGUGGCAGCUGGCUCCACAAACAGUUGGGCUGUAUGUUGGUCUCGAUCCCGCAGAGACAAGCAUUCAACAAGCUCGUGAACGAUAUCAACAGAUGCGGCGAGGUCGACGUCCCAUCUUCGAUGCCCGCUUCUUCCCACAAGACUGUUUCGGCGCUUGGAUUGGUGAUGUCGGCAUUAUUCGCGAAGUCGGCAUCGACCCCAACGCGGGCAAUGGACAACCUACCCGCUGGGGCGGUGGCGGAUUUGAUGUUGUCACUUGUAUGUUUGCCAUGCACUACUCAUUUGAGUCCGAGGAGAAAGUGCGCAUGAUGCUCCGCAACGUGGCGGGGAGUCUGAAGAAGGGAGGACGAUUUAUUGGGGUGGUGCCAAACAGUGAUGUUUGUGCGGAGAAGAUCAGAGAGUGGUUCAAAGAUAAAGAAGCGAAGAAAGCUCAAGAGAACGGACCCGAUGGUGCUGAUGCUGAGAAAGAGGACGGCGAGGCCGAUGAGGAGGGUCCUCAAUGGGGCAACGCCAUUUACAACGUCCGCUUCCCUAUCGACCCGCAGCGUCCUUUACAAUCCGAUGGAUCCUUUCGUCCACCCUUCAGCUGGAAAUACACGUACUGGAUGGCUGAAGCCGUGGAUGUGCCUGAAUUUGUGGUGCCUUGGGAAGCUUUCCGGGCGUUGGCCGAGAGCUACAAUCUAGAGCAACGCUACAGGAAGCCGUUUUUGGAUAUUUGGCAGCAAGAGCAAAGCAAUCGCGAGAUGGCCAGUUUGGCAGUGAGGAUGGGCGUGAUCAGGCAUGAAGGGGGAGAGAUGUUGCUGAGUGAGGCUGAGAAGGAUGCAGUGUCAUUCUAUCAUGCUUUCUGCUUUGUCAAGGUCUAG
Messenger RNA from Fonsecaea nubica, 1887 nucleotides. RefSeq lists its product as hypothetical. The record is from RefSeq and is a predicted model, not a curated record. Gene Ontology annotation, molecular function: mRNA 5'-cap (guanine-N7-)-methyltransferase activity. Lineage: Eukaryota; Fungi; Ascomycota; Eurotiomycetes; Chaetothyriales; Herpotrichiellaceae. Gene Ontology annotation, biological process: 7-methylguanosine mRNA capping. Gene Ontology annotation, cellular component: nucleus. Bases 1 to 1887 code for a protein of 628 amino acids. The transcript has a single exon.